Messenger RNA from Salarias fasciatus (jewelled blenny), 1632 nucleotides. RefSeq names its product succinyl-CoA:glutarate-CoA transferase (gene sugct). Gene Ontology annotation, cellular component: mitochondrion. NCBI's taxonomy places the organism in Eukaryota, Metazoa, Chordata, Actinopteri, Blenniiformes, Blenniidae. The record is from RefSeq and is a predicted model, not a curated record. Gene Ontology annotation, molecular function: succinate-hydroxymethylglutarate CoA-transferase activity.
AUGUCGGCGUCUCUCAGAGUGAUUCAACCCGCGGUCGGAGUUCUCCGUCCGGCCGGCUGCAGCUCGCUGCUGCGGGGGAGAGAGCCGAGGAGGGGUCCGGGGGUCGGGCGCUGGAUGUCGGACUCGCUCACAGGAGGAAACCUCAGACCACUAGAGGGCGUCAGAGUCCUGGACUUGACGAGGGUUCUGGCCGGUCCCUUCACCACCAUGAUCCUGGGAGACCUGGGAGCCGAGGUGAUCAAAGUGGAGAGACCAGGAGCCGGCGAUGACACUCGGGCCUGGGGUCCUCCCUUUGUGGGUUCAGAAAGUGCUUACUUCCUCAGUGUCAACCGGAACAAGAAGAGCAUCGCUGUGGACCUGAAGCAUCCCAGAGGAGCCGAGACCGUCCAGCAGCUGGCAGGAGUGUGUGACGUGCUGCUGGAGAACUACCUGCCGGGGAAGCUGCAGCAGAUGGGUUUGGGCUUCGAGCAGCUGAGCAGAGUGAACCCGCGGCUCAUCUACUGCCAUCUCGGCAAUCAUCUCUGUGUGUUUUCAGGCUAUGGACAGACUGGCCCUCAGUCUCAGAGUCCAGGCUACGACUCCAUCGUCUCGGCCGCGUCGGGAAUGAUGCACAUCACCGGGCCAGAGGACGGUGAGCCGGUGCGCCCGGGCGUUGCCAUGACGGACUUGGCGACGGGUCUGUACGCACACGGAGCCGUCAUGGCGGCACUGCUGCAGCGACACAAGACAGGAAGAGGAACGCACAUCGACUGCAACCUGCUGUCCUCUCAGGUUUCCUGCAUCAGCCACAUCGCUGCAAACUAUCUGAUUGCCGGGAAAGAGGCGAGACGCUGGGGGACGGCCCACGGAAGCAUCGUACCGUACCAGGCCUUCAGAACCAAAGACGGGUACAUCGUCAGGGGCGGAAACGAUAAGCAGUUUGUGAAAGCCUGCGAGGUUGUGGACCUUCUGGAGCUCACACAGGAACCAAAGUACAAAACCAACAAGUUGAGGGUGGAGAACCGCAAACAGCUGCUGCACACACUCUCACAAAGGCUCCUGCAGGAGACGACGGCUGAUUGGCUGAAGAGGUUCGAGGGCUCAGGCGUUCCUGUGGGACCAAUCAACAGCAUCCAGCAGGUGUUCAGUGACCCACAGGUCAAACACAACGGUCUUAUCCAGGAGAUGAACCAUCCGACAGCGGGACGCAUCGCUGUACCUGGUCCAGCCGUUCGGUUCAGCAGCUUCUCGCCUGCCGGGCCGACCCCCCCUCUGAUUGGUCAGCACACGGUGCAGGUGCUCCGGGACACCUUGGCCUACAGUGAGGAGACCAUCCAGGCCCUGCUGGAGUCGGGGGUGGUGGCCAGAACCGAGUGUCCUGAUUGGCUCAGAGGAGAGGAGGAUUCCAGCCUCGGCCGUGCUGAUCGAGGUCGAGCGAGCCGGGUGCAUCUGGACGGCGGGCGGAGUCGCGGAGGGACCUGCCGGCUGACGUGUUUGUUUGACUUCUGGGAGGUGAGGAAGGGAGGCGCAGGUAUGAUUCACUCGCUGGACUCGCCAUCCAAAAACAGGCAGAAAACAUCGUUCCUGGAUCUUUCCGAGAGGGAGCGUCGCCUCCCGCAGACGGGCCUGAUGGGAAAUGGAGCGAAUGCCUGA